UGGGGAGCGCCGGGUUAGUUGCUAGCUGAAAGUGCCUCCGUUUGACCACACAUCGUACUCCUUUCGCGAUUAUACCUUUGCAUCGGAACAUGGCGAAUAUCGCUCGUAUUCUCGUUUCCGGCGCCGGCCGCCAGUCGAAUUUUCUUCGGUUUUACUGCAGCGCUCCCAAAUCGUACGAGUUUAUCAAAGCCGAGCUGACGGGAGAGAAGAAAAACGUGGCCCUUAUCACGCUGAACCGGCCGAAGGCGCUGAAUGCGCUGUGCAACGGGCUGGUGGCCGAAAUCAGCGACGCACUCGAUCGGUACGAGGCGGACGAUUCGAUCGGAGCGAUCGUCAUCACGGGCAGCGAGAAGGCGUUCGCGGCCGGUGCCGACAUCAAAGAGAUGCAACCGAACACGUACGCCAAGUGCAUCAACACCGACUUCCUGGCCAACUGGACGCGGGUGGCCAAGGCACAGAAACCCGUCAUAGCCGCGGUCAACGGGUACGCCUUGGGGGGCGGCUGUGAGCUGGCGAUGAUGUGCGACAUUAUCUACGCCGGCGACAAGGCCAAGUUCGGGCAGCCGGAAAUAGCGCUCGGCACGAUUCCCGGAGCCGGCGGUUCCCAGCGGACGGCGCGAGCGAUGGGCAAAUCGAAGGCUAUGGAAAUGUGCCUAACCGGCAACAUGAUCACGGCCGAAGAAGCGGAACGGUCGGGUCUGGUCAGCAAGGUGUUCCCGGCGGACAAGCUGGUCGGUGAGGCUGUGAAGCUGGGCGAGAAAAUCUCCUCCUUCUCGCCGCUGAUCGUUCGUCUGUGCAAGGAAGCGGUCAACACGGCGUACGAGUCAUCGCUCAGCGAAGGACUCAAGUUCGAGCGCCGUCACUUCCACGCCACCUUCUCGACCAAGGACCGGCUCGAGGGGAUGACGGCGUUUGUUGAGAAGCGCGCACCGAACUUCAAGAACGAGUAAACGCUCCCGGGGAGCACUCGUGACCGAUACCAGUUGCAUUUAUUACGUGGGCCAAGGAAACGGUGGACGGGGGAAACGGUUCAAAGAACCAUCGCCCUGCGUUUUGCCAUACCCACUUCGAGGCAGGAUUCCAUAUUUUGCGAAGAAAUAAAAUUAUU
Anopheles bellator is the source of this 1108-nucleotide messenger RNA. It is a transcript of the gene Echs1, whose product is annotated as probable enoyl-CoA hydratase, mitochondrial. The transcript has 2 exons. The record is from RefSeq and is a predicted model, not a curated record. Gene Ontology annotation, cellular component: mitochondrion. Bases 90 to 950 code for a protein of 286 amino acids. NCBI's taxonomy places the organism in Eukaryota, Metazoa, Arthropoda, Insecta, Diptera, Culicidae. Gene Ontology annotation, molecular function: enoyl-CoA hydratase activity. Gene Ontology annotation, biological process: fatty acid beta-oxidation.